AAUGAGGAUCCUGGUGUGCGUGUACCUGUGCGGUCUGGCCCUGUCAGUCCUGGCUGAGGAGCAACAGGUGAAGGAGAAGCGAGGACUCUCUGGCUCUCUUGGUGGAUUUGGUGGCGGCUUCGGUGGUGGCUACGGAGGCGGCUACGGUGGUGGCUAUGGAGGCGGCUAUGGAGGCGGCUACGGAGGCGGCUACGCUGGUGGACUCGGAGGCGGACUUGGAGGCGGCAUUGGAGCUGGCAUCGGUGGUGGGGCCCCGCAGGUGACUGUCAACAGAGUCCCCGUCCCUGUCCCGGUGCCUGUGGAGAGGACCAUCCCAGUUCCGGUGAGGGUCCCAGUCACAGUGCCCGUGGAGCGGCCUGUUCCCGUCCACGUACCACAGCCGUACCCUGUCCCUGUAGACAACCCUGUGCCCGUCCCCGUCAAGGUCCCCACCCCAGUGUCCGUCCCAGUACCUCAGCCCUACGUCGUUAAGCGUCCAGUGCCCUAUGUCGUCAGCGCCGGCCACGGCGGACUCGGCGGAGGUCUCGGCGGAGGUCUCGGAGGAGGUCUCGGAGGAGGCCUCGGAGGAGGCUUCGGAGGAAAGUUCGGUGGAGGCUACAGCGGCGGCUUCGGUGGUGGAUACGGCGGUGGCUUUGGAGGCCUCGGUGGCUACGGGAAAUAUGGCCACUAGAAAUCCACCUCAGUUAUAAUAUCUUGACCUGUACAUGCCAUCAGAUUCGUAUUAUGUACACAAAAAAAUGCUGAAUAAAUACUGAUGCAUCACA
This is a messenger RNA of Schistocerca nitens (vagrant locust), 764 nucleotides long. RefSeq names its product cuticle protein 79-like. Lineage: Eukaryota; Metazoa; Arthropoda; Insecta; Orthoptera; Acrididae. The record is from RefSeq and is a predicted model, not a curated record. The transcript has 3 exons. Bases 2 to 670 code for a protein of 222 amino acids.